CCAGGAAGCUGCUGGAAGAAUGCUGUGACCCUGGGCAGCUCUUUGCUAUGACAAAGAGGAAUUCCCCCAUGGGAAAGAACCUCUGGUUUGACGGGGAAUUUUUAUAUUCUGUCACAAUUGACAAUGCAACUUACUCUCUCUUCCCACAGGCUACUCCCUUCCAGCUGCCACUGAAGAAGUGCUCUGUGGUGGGAAACGGCGGGAUCCUGAAAAAGAGCGGCUGCGGCAAGCAAAUCGAUCAAGCAGACUUUGUCAUGAGGUGCAACCUUCCUCCUCUGUCCAGUGAAUACAGCAAGGACGUUGGAUCCAAAACCCAGCUGGUGACUGCAAACCCCAGUAUCAUUCAAAAAAGGUUCCAGAACCUGCUGUGGUCGCGGAAGGCCUUUGUGGACAGCGUGCGGGUGUACAACCACAGCUACAUCUACAUGCCAGCCUUCUCCAUGCGCACGGGCACGGGGCCCUCGCUGCGCGUCUAUUACACGCUGCAGGACUUCGGCGCGCGGCAGUCCGUGCUGUUCGCCAACCCCGCCUUCCUGCGCGACAUCGGCCGCUUCUGGAAGGGCAAGGGCAUCCACGCCAAGCGCCUCUCCACGGGGCUCUUCCUGGUCAGCGCCGCCCUGGGGCUCUGCGAGGACGUCACCAUCUACGGCUUCUGGCCCUUCGCCGUGGACCUGCGCGGCGGCUCCCUCAGCCACCACUACUACGACAACGUGCUGCCCGACUCGGGCUUCCACGCCAUGCCCGAGGAGUUCCUGCAGCUCUGGUUCCUGCACAAGAGCGGCGUGCUCCGCAUGCAGCUGGAGCCUUGCGAGCAGCCCUCGGCCUGAGCCCGCUGCGGGACACGGGGAGUUUUUCAUUUCCGUGCUCUGCCGCAGAGAGAGAGCUCUGGCUUAUGGUGGUUGUUUCUAAAGGGGUCUGCGUGGACCGUGAAAAUGCUCCUUGAAGGCCAAAUGGAAUGUGUCCUUGUUGUUCAGUGCUUUGUGGAACUGGGAGAGGAGGGAUGUAUCUCUCCAUCAAGUCCAUUCAGCAGCGGUGGGAAGAACUGUCAGAAGCAGCACAGCUGAACUUGGCAGGGACGUUUUUAAGUGACAAGUGUACAAAGGGCAUUAAGGCUCAGAGAGUCACCGGGCCGCUCAUAAGCUUUUGCUGACAGUGCCAAAUAUGACUAUCUCUUCCAAAUUCCAUUUCAUUCCAGAUCAGCAUCCUGUAGGACUUUCCUUUUUCCUUGCUUUUCCCCUCUGUUUGGGGGGUGUGUGUGUGUAGGACAGCAUGUGUGUGUCAUUGACUCCUUGUUUUCCUUUCCUUUUAUUUUUGAUGUGUUGCCCCCUCCCCCGAGGAGGGAAAAGGAAGGGCUUGAAAGCCCCAGGAGCUGAGCACCAUCAGCUCCUCUGAAGACUCUGGGGAGAGUGAAGGUGCUGAGAAUCUGGUUAGAAUGUCCUAGGAAUGCCUUGCUACUGGGGACAGACAGAGCUGUGUGUUGUAGGUGUUAUCAGGAUGGUUCAGGUCGCUGCAUUACAGCUGAGCCAGUGCUGUGCUGUGGGCAAGAGCUGGUUAAGGCAAACUGCUCUGAAAGGAAGCCUGUUACAAAAGCAGCUACAGGGAAGGGCAGCCUGGUUUCAGUGACCCGCUGCAAGAUUUCUGCAGUGACUUUCAUAGCAGGGAUGGCUCCUGACCUGCUUUUCUCUCCAGCCUUAGGGAUUAAUUCUGUAUUCUUUUGGACUCCAGGUGUUCACGGACUGUUGAGGGUACUUGAGGGGUUCAGUGGAAUGUAGAAUGAGGUUCUUUGUGUGCUUACAGCAGGAAAAUUGCAGAAAUGAAUGUGUCAUUUAAAAUUAGUCAAAGCUUUGAGAAUCGUUUCUCUGCGUGUGACUUGCUCUUCUGCUUGGAUUGUAACGUUAGCCUUAAAGACUUGUACUUCUCACACGAGAUUGUCUCUGCUUGAGGAGGGUCUGGGAAAUAAAACAGCCUUUGGGAGCCCCGAGAAGCUGCACAGCCAGCAAGCAAAGGAGAAAAGAGAAGGGCAUGCCUGCUGCAAGGCAGCCCUGCUGGCAGCGGUGAAUCUGUCAGUGUGCACAGUGCCUGAAGGACUGUUUUAUUUUGGGGUGUUACUUGGGCAGCAGAUGGUCUCUCACUGUGGAAAUGAGAAAUCCUUUUGUUUGUUUGCUUUGGUUUAGCACUGGAGGACAAGAGGAGAAUCCCAGCUCGGUCUACAGCACAAUUUAGGCUGCAAGAUGUUGCCACCAUUAACUUGAAAAAUCCAGAUCAGUGUUCUCGUUCUUAUUAUCUUCUUACUGAAAAUCUAGCCAAGGUGUUGGAACAACAGAACUGUCAUCAACUUUCCACAGCAGCUUCCUGUGCUGUUCUAGCCCCAAAGAUCCAGUAUUUUGGGGGAUGUCUCUUCUCAAGUGUUGAUAAGGUCUCUCCUUGUAGACUACCAGCUGCAAGUUCUAUAGAUAUAAAUAAUUUUUUUAAAAAGUAAAAUCCAUGGCUCCUUUUUAAAUAUGAAUAGUUCAACACUCUGUGUAAGAAACUGGGGACAAAAUAACAAUGUUUUUCUUUUUUUUAUUAUUAUGUUUCAUAAUAAAAAAUGUCUUUUGGAAUAUGGAUAUUCCAAGCAUAAAGUGGGCACUGUUUUGUAGGAUUACAGGGCAAUGCUAAAGGGUAAUGUGGAGAUUUUGGGGUGUUCUAGCUAUUGCUCCGAUAGAAUCUGAAUGUACCUCGUAGCCCAUGCUAUCUUUGUCCAUGCUUUCAUUAAAAGUACAGUCAGCACACCGAUGGAACCUCACCUGAUAAUUCAUUCUGUUUCAUUAGUGCAUUACCUGUGAUGUGGGGACUCGGUGAGGAAGGAUGUGAAAGUAAAAUAUUUUCCUUUCUGCUUGUUAUGGCAGAAUUUGACUGAGCUGCCUUUCUUGGAGACAAAGAGGUGCCUGUACGGUUUUUAUUGGGUGCAUCAGGUUUACACUUUGGAGUGCUUUAUAGAUUCCAUUAUAUGUGAAAACAACAUUUGGAAUAUGAUGUGCUACAAAUGGCACAUCAGCAGGGUGCCAGCGUUUCCUUGAGAGCAGGAGGGAGUGGGAGAGUGAGGGGGAGCUGCCUCUUGGCUGGUCAUCUUGUGCUGUUUUACCAGUACUUAGGAAUUCACUUCUGGACCUCUCCUACAGCUCUCCAGCCCCUUGGUGAUUAUCUGUUCUGUGUGUUGGGGAAAUAAUUGCAUGAGAAGAACAAGUGGUUUUGUAGGAAAACUCCUGAGUAUUUGGUAAUGUCUGGUUGUUCACGUUCAGCCGGUGCCCUGGGUAUGUGGAGAUGUUGUGUUCCCCACCUGAGUAGCACUGAACCUGAGGCCUUUGCUGGUGUCUGCAGUCCUGGUGUUUGCCAGGAGACAGCUUCCAAGGAGGUGCCCAGGCCGUGUGUGAUGUGCAGCUGAUACUGGAGACAUCUGUAGUGCUGCCUCUGGUCACAGCUGCGUGCAGGGCGUGCAGUGGCACACACAGGACGAGGCGGCCACGAGGCAAACGUGGGGUGUCCCACAGCAGGGCAGCCCUCGUGUAGGAGCACUGACAUCAAAUAUGGCAUUGCAUGGAAGGGCCUGAGAAUUCAUCCGUCUGCAGGAGGGAGGGCAUUGCUUGUGUUGCUGUGUUUUUAGUGAAGCCUUUUGAAAUCUUACUGUUUGUUAGUGAAGUUCCCUCCUGCAGCGCCUCUAUUUCCACUGCCAGUUCCUGAGUUUCCCUGAUAGUGUGGCUAAAGCUGCACAAAUCUGCCAGGUUGAAAGCCACUGCAGUUCAUCUUCAAUAAAAUCUGGUUCAGGCUGGCCAAAUGAUUUGUUAAUACUCAUAGUUAUUAAUUUUAUGAUAGAGCUAACAAGGGACAGAAGUGCUGGAAUAUUGCUCUGCCUGCAGAGCAAUCAUUGUCCCAUGUUUGUGAAGAGAUUAAAUUAAAUACCUUUACAAGAAAGGCAUGCACUGAAAUCCCUCUUGAUACAAUCUUUUUGGGCCUGUAUAUGUUCUUGAGGAAAUCAAGACCAAUUUUUGAACUUGUGACAAAAUCAUGUGAAACUUUCCCUCCUUGUUGAUUAGGAGGCCUCUUGGAGCUCUUUCUAGAUCAGCAAAGCAGAAUCCUAGAGAAGGGAGUGGGAGGUGUGCCCAUGAGAAUAAAAACAUCUCCAAUUUUGGCACAGACUUUGUUACAGUGCUAAGAACUCUUGCUCAUGAAUGUGCUAUUUUUAUAUUUUUUCUGGAAUGAAGGUAACAAGUUUGGUGUGAGGCAGCUUCUAAAGUCAAAGGUCUAAGCCUCUGUUACAGAUGAAGUUUUACAGAAUAUGGAAAUAUUGGCUGGUUUUUUGACUUGACUACUUUCAUGUUUUUGUUAUUUUCCUCAAAAUUAAAGUUGUUUUCUAGGCAGCUGAGUUAGCCCCUCUGUGAGAGCUGAAACUAUGCAAAGUAUCUGCUUUCUGAAAUUUAGUGUCCUGAGAUGUGUCAGUUAUAGCAAACCACUCCUGGAAACAGCUUCAUGAGCACUGACCUGGUAUCCAGCUCACCCUGGCCUGUAAUUAAGGUGCAAGGGAACAUUUAUUGAGGAGUGAGGAAAUGCAGGAGGUGACAGCAAUCUCAGCAUUUGCUGCCUCUCUGACUCUCCUCCAGCCUAACAGAUCAGUAAGCGUUGGAAGAGUCCAGGUUAUAGGAAGGACAGGCUGUUUGUUCCUGCCCUUCCCAUCAAAUGCAGAUGUAAAAUGGAUUAACCAGCUGCUGUCCCGGACCAUGGCCUCCUUCAAAAGCUCACGUGGUGCAGUUUCCAUUAGCUGACUCUUGCAGGUAAGCCAAACUCACCAGGCUUUGUCCAGGAAUGCCUGUUCCCCAUCUCCAUGGUUGUUUGAGGAAUGUUCUGGUUGCAGUGACCUCCUCUUAGUGUGGAUUUGUAUUUCUGCCCCAAGCCAUCAUCCUGAAGGAUCUCUCUUCCCUGCCCUUCCAGAUGACCAUUCCCUUUGGGGACUGAGGUGUGAUUUUAAAAAUCCUGCCAUAAGGCAGCUAAUGUGUUUUGUAGUUUGAACAUUAAUUACUGCCUCUUUAAUGACUGGCUGUGUGCUCCCUCUGCUCAGCUCAGUAUCCAUCCUGUCUGGGACCCUCCAGAGCAAGGGAACCUUUAGCACCCCGACCAUGUGGAAAUUACUGUGGGAUUUCAGGCCUUCAUCUUCCAAGUUAAACUCUUUUUUUUCCCCCUUUUAUGCUGGAUUCAACUCCUGUGAGGGACUCCAGAGUGAGUUCACGAAAGCAGUGCCACUAGUACUUGUUGUCUGGGUUUAUGAAGAAGAUGGUGUUCAGUAAAACACUGGAGUACCUUUUGGACAGUUCCUUCUGAUUUCUAAUUGUAUAUUCAAUGAAUUGUUUCAGUCAGAUGGGACCCAUAGCAGAGAUGAGUUGCAUCAUUUUCUGUUAAUUGGAAGGAAACAAUUACAGAACUGUAUUACAUUUCAAGCUGAAUCUUACCAACAACUCAAGCAAUCUUCCUUGGGCAGGAAGCUUUGCUAUUAGGUGAUUAUCUUGAUAGUAAAUGAAAAUUCUUCACUGAAAAUAAAAGCAUCAUUUGGAGUACCGAGACACUAAUUUGAGUCUCUACUCUGGUAUCUCCAACAAAGAUUUUGGUGUUCUGUAAAAGUGCCAUAAUCGCAACUUUUUUUUUCUUCUGUGCAUGUGUUCUUAUAGGAAAUGCUUGAAAUUUUUUUAUAAGCCCUCUAUGUGCUGAAAGCAAACACUCCUUCAUCAGGAACAGGAGUUUCUUUUUGGGUACCCAUGGUAUGCAGAGUGAAAGUGCCAGGAGAUGUCCAGAUUGCAGGAAAAUGCUGGUUUGGAAUAUUCUGGCAGGACUCCCUGGAGCACGAGAGUUGGCUGCUGCCUCCUGAGCUGUAGAGUUUGGGCAGAUGACACAGGAAAAAAGCAAAGAUAUUUUAGCCAUUUCAGCCCUGGCUGCUUGAUGUGUCCCACUGUUGAGUGGUGUCUGUGCAUUCUGUGGGGCCUUCAAGGGCUCUGAUCCUACAGAUCAGUCCUGUGGGAUGGGAGCAGAGGUUUAAAUGCUUGGAACACAAAGUUGUUAAUUGAUGUUAAGUCUUUAUUCUUUUGCUUCUCUUUCCCUCAGUUGUUGUACUGGGAAACUUGCCUUGUUCACAAGUUGCUUAAAAUUUUCUCUGCACUGCACUGAACUUCCCUCUGGCCCUAAACCUAAAAGUUACCAGAGAGGCAAAAACCACUUCAGGUCGAUCAAUAUUUGUAUGCAGCAUUUUACCUCUGGUUUAUCAAUAUUUGUAUGCAGCAUUUCACAUCCUCCUAGUACUAAUUACUCUAUUAACUCAUAGUUAAAUGAUACUACUUACCCCAGAGUUUGGAAAUCGUUCUUCCUGUGGUGAUUUCUGUGUUAGGGGAAUGAAGAUUACUUUUAGCUCAGGUGUUGUGAGAAUUAACUCAUGCUUGGGAAUUAAAGUGAAAAAACCCCAGAAAUGUUAUUAAGCUUAUCUGUUUUGAACAAUGCAAACAGGCAAAUGAACUACCCUCUUUAUCUGAGUGAAUUUAUCCUUUUGAGUUAAAAUCCUCUGCCUUUGUUAAGAAGUACAAUAGGAACAUUCUGUUCAGGGCACACCUGGACUGCAGGGAGGGAAAAGCUGUGCAUUUAUAAAGAGGAAAGAUUUUCUCCUCUCAGCCACACCCAUCAAUCUACAAACCAGAUUCUCUGCUCUCUUUCCCUGCUCUGACUCAAUCAAAUCAAUAGAAUUGCCUGGAUUUUAACUAGCGGACUGUUCACAAACCUGAGGGAGUUCAUCCUAUGAAAAUCUGAAAUUAUUUAAAGCACUGUCAGAUUAUGAUACUUAGUCAAAGUAUCAUAAUUGUGUAAUCUGCCAAUUCCUUUUUCCCCACACGUUUAGAGCUUGAGCAGUUUUUGCAGUUUGUUGGGUGCUUCUGUAAGGCAAAUCUCUCACUGCGUUUCAGCCUCCCGCCACACAAAGGCGGCCCGGGCUGAAAUCCGCUCGUGCUGUGUCAGGUCCUCGUCUCGCAGAAUGAUCCACGAGCUGCUCCAUUUGUCAAGGCCUUGGCUGAGCCAAGGGAAAAUGAAAAAAGGAUUUUCAGCACUGGCAAGCUUCACCAUUCGCUGGCUGUAGCUGUAACCUCAAUUCAUUAUUCUUGAUGGGUCUGAUGUCUGCCGGUGUUUCCUCUCAUCAAAUAAUUUUGUUAGAUUUUAUUGAUGGAAUGGGAUGAUCUUUUCCCCCUGCUUUUUGACUGCAAUUCUUCUUUUUUGAUAGUGUUUGCAAGGAAGAAAUAUUUCUUUCUUCUCUCUUGUUUUCUAAAAUGACAAUUUGUAUUUAAGGCAUGAUUCGAGUCUCAAAUGCUGGUUUUCUUUAAAAAAUUGGUCUCACACUUUUUUUUUCUGUCUUGGGCACAAUAUUUUAUUUCAUAACAGUACUUAUGUUUUCAGUGAUGAAAUCUCAACAAAUUAUCUUCCUCUUUUAAAACGGAAAGAUUUUCUGGCUUUCAUAAACCCCAGUUCAUGAAACUGUCAAGUGUCUUUGGGUUUUAUCCUAAAUAAAUAAUUUUGGCAUCAUUCCCGCUGUUAUUAGAGACUAACAAGACUCUGCCUUGUCUAGUGUCCACUCCAUAUUGAACCAGAGCCCUGUGUCAUACAGCCAGCUAUUAAUUAAGGAAUAACUACAGGUAUAAGUAGUAGGAACAGUUCCUUUUAUCCAGGCCCAGUUCCAUAGCCAUGAGGCCAGAAUGUCAAAGAUGUAUUCAAAGUUCAAUGGGCCUUUUGAAAGUAACCUGAUGUAGAAUAUGAGUUUGCUUUCAAAUUUCAACCAAAUCCUGAAUAAUUCUUUCACCCUGAUCUACAUAAGAACAACAACCAGUGUUAAUGAUUUUGCAGCCAGUAGGAAAUUUAGAGUCAUUCUGUUUUGUAAAACUAUAACAGACAAAUCAUGGACUUCUUGAGGGGCUAAAAUUGCAUCUGAAAUUUGCUUUUCAGGAUGUUCAAUAACCCUUACUGUGAUCAAAUAUUAUGUUUGGAAUUACAGCUCCAUGGGCACAGGCCAACAGCCCAGUCUUCAUCUGGGGGCAAAACUUACCAGACCAAUUUUCACAUAUUCAGUGCCCCCCUGGCAGGUUGUUCUUAUGAAGAGCUUUUGGACACAUUUUGGACUAAAGCUGCAUGCAAAUUCUGGGACCAAAUCUGCACUGUGGCUGCCAGCUGUGCAUUGAGCAUGCAGAGAAGAACCAUUCAAAUAACACAGUCCUGAUUGGUACCAGUCCCUCUUUUCCAGUUGUUUCAGGAGAGAGGGCUCCUGAGUUUGGAGCAGUGAAUUCGGGGUUCCCUGCCAGCAGCCCUGGCUUGUGGGAGCAGUCAGGGCUUUGAAAGCUGCUGCCCACCUGGUGUGGAGGGUGCCUGUGCCAGCCUUUCACAGAGCCAGCCUCCAGGCCGGAGCAGGGCACGAGGGCCAGUCCUGCUGGGCAGGGUGACGCCAGCAAUCCCUGCACCCUCUGCACAGUGGGACUCAAAGCCAACCCUAGCCCCAAAUAACAAAAACACUUGGCGCCAAUACAAGCAUUCUUUAUUUUAGUUUUAUGUCUCAUGGAAGUUACGAGGACUUGUAAGCUUGUUUGUUUUUACACAUAGCAGACACUUGGCUUUAACCUGUGUUAAUGCUGUUUCCAUCUGGCUAUUUCUGAAAGCUCCAGCGAGAAGCAAGCAAACACAGACACCAAGGAAAUGAAAGGUGCCUUGCUGUGAUGAUUUCCUAGAGCGGUGCAUUGCUCUGAUAAUGAACUGUGAAAUGUAGCAUGUGAUGAUGAUGAAUGUAAACACUUGCAUGUCUUGUUAUGUGAAUGUUGUCUCCCUGAGAUGGGUUGUUAGUAUGAGCUCUGUAGUGUAAAAGUACUGGAAAGGGAAGGGAGGUGGAAAGAAGAUAGUUGUAGUGGGUUUGGCAGUGAACCACAUCCCCUUUUGACUGCUUUUCCUUCUCAGCUUUGCUAACGUGGCCCUCACCGUUAGGAUAAUAAUAAACACACUGCUCUGUUCCUGAAGUUAAAUCUGCCUCUUUCCAGCACUGGGAGGAACAAUCUGUGUGUAUUUCCAGCCCAUCUGAUCUGUUCCCAGGCGUGGGGCUGCACUGCCUGCAUCACUCAGGCUCACUGGUGAUGCCACAGCACGUGUUUGGUGCCCCCAGCCCACACCUGCACCCCCAGGCUGUGCCUGUGCCAGGAGAUAACUCACUGGGCUUUGGGACAGUUUGCACUUAUGGCCAGAAGCUGCAGUGCAAACUAAACUUCUGAGAAUUGCCUUCCAUUUCUGGUAGGCACAGCCACCUGAAAGGAACCUGGGGGAACUUGGCAAGGUUUUGUGCUCAAACGAACAGAAAUGGGCCAGGCACAGGUGUUUCAAAAUGGUUAAUUUUGCAUUUACCUCACAGAGGUAUUUAGGAGAAGUGAGUGAUUUCCUGCUGGCUGCUCCCUGAGGCGCAGGGUGCUGUCACCUUCCCUGAGCUGCCCUCUGACAUCCCAGCCCUGCUGCUCUGUGCUGGCUCUGCCUGUGGGAAGGGGCCGUGCUCGGGGAAGGGGGCUUGGAUCCGUGGUGCCGCCAGAACUGUAGCCGGUGCUGGCAAGGAGCUCGGUGCUGGGGUGGAACAAGCUGGUUUGGGGUCAGUCUGUGCCUCACAGACAGGGCAGCUGCCGUGCAGAGCCCUGGCAGGACAGACUCCAGGAUUCUCCAGGAUUCUCCUGGCUCUUUAGGACAGGGCACAGUUGCCGUUUCUGCUCUCUCACACAGUAUUCCCAACGGAGCCAUGUGAUGUGGGAUGUCAGUGUUAGCUGUUAAAUUCUAGUACUUUUAUUUGCAUUCCUUCUUCCCUUGCCCAGUUUAUUGAAGAAAUGUGAUGGUAAGUGGUAGUUUGAUGUCUUGAGGUGAUUUUGAAGUAGAUAAGCACGCCGUGAUGCCCCUGAGAUUGCAUAAUUCCAUGGAUUUGUUUUACCUGCAGUGCCCAGUGUGUAAUGUUUAUGUCUCAUUUCUGAUGUGUGUGAGCUCUACAGGCUGGAUAUGGUGCCCAAAUGAGAGGAGCACUUGGGUGAACAUCUCAAAUCAUUGGUUUUUGGCAUGCUCAGGGGCCGAGGUGCUUGUGUGGAGUGUGUCAAACAUCCCAAAGUGUGGUGUUGUUCUGAGUCUCGUGAGUAGGGCUUCGAUCUCAUUCACUCUCCAAUGUAGCAGAUGUUUGCUGUCAGCCAACACCGUUCAAGGACUAAGGGAAUCUCUUUCUUUGCCCUGCAAUAAUGUAUUUUCUAUGAUUGUCAGUAGAAUUUGUUCAUUUCUCAAGUACUGUGCAGUGCUUCUUUGAAGAAUGUCCCUUUUUCAGGUGGUUUCAUGGUGACUGUACCCCAAAAUGUCUAGAUGUCUCUUAAUUGCAAAAACCGCUUUGUUAUUGAAUGUAUUAUUUAUUAACAGUAUCUUGUCUUUUUCUAGUUGCAUUUUGCAAAAUGUGCCACAAGCAUCUUCUGUGAUUUUUUAUAAGGAAAGUCUUAUUUAUAAUGUUUGUGCAAGUGGAUGGAAACAAAUAAUGAUUUUAUAGCAGCCCAUGCCUUUUUUCAUAGCUGCAGAGUCUUAAUGAUCACGAUCAGAAGGGACAGGCUCAUUGUUUCAUUUAAUUUUGAUGAAAUUUUUCAGAGUUAACUAUUAUGUUACUCAUUAUUUGAAAUUCAUUAUCCUAACAAAUAAAUAUCGCCAUUUUAAGAAAUGAAAA
This is a messenger RNA of Zonotrichia albicollis (white-throated sparrow), 10759 nucleotides long. NCBI's taxonomy places the organism in Eukaryota, Metazoa, Chordata, Aves, Passeriformes, Passerellidae. The record is from RefSeq and is a predicted model, not a curated record.